Salvelinus sp. IW2-2015 is the source of this 3199-nucleotide messenger RNA. Lineage: Eukaryota; Metazoa; Chordata; Actinopteri; Salmoniformes; Salmonidae. The record is from RefSeq and is a predicted model, not a curated record.
AACAUGAUUACACUGUCAGGAGCAUCCUUGYCUAACCUCUCGUCCCAAGCGCAUCUGAAUCCAGAACAUAAGAGCAGAGGAACUGAAUAGCUUGGAAGCAGUGACUUUAAAAUAAAACAAUCGUUUUAACUUGACUAUGGGGCGGCUGCUGUGCGUGCUGUUGGUAUUCCUGGCUUGCUGUGUUGUCCAAACAAACGCAGAGACAGUAUGCAGGAUCAGGCAGUUCCUGUGUGGGAAUGGGAAGUGCAUUACACUGAGAUGGGUGUGUGACGAAACAGAUGAUUGUGGAGAUGGAACUGACGAGCUCCCCGGAACCUGCUCGGCCAGAACAUGCAGAACCACAGAGUUUAGCUGUGGUGGACGUCUGAACCAGUGUGUUCCCAGUACCUGGCUCUGUGACGGCAAAGCAGACUGUGAAAAUGGAGCUGAUGAGGAGAGCUGUGCGCCCAAGCRCUGCACAGAUAACAAAUUCCGCUGCAGUAACGGCCAGUGUGUGUCRGCCUCYUUUGUGUGUGAUGAGGAGUUGGACUGUGAUGACGGGAGCGACGAGGCUUCCUGCCCACCCACCACCUGUAGCUCCACCUCCUUCCAGUGCAACAACUCUGUGUGUGUGCCGCGCCURUGGGCCUGCGACGGAGACRYUGACUGCUCGGAUGGCUCCGAYGAGUGGCCCCAGARCUGUGGGACGCGAGCCSCUGAGRGUGCCCCCAAGYCCUGCUCCCUUCGGGAGUUCCAAUGUGGCAGCGGGGAGUGUAUCCACRGCAGCUGGRAAUGUGAUGGAGGGUUCGACUGCCUGGAUCGCUCUGACGAGACCAACUGUAGCCGCCUCACCUGCCGCCCCGAUGAGUUCCAAUGCGGUGAUGGCACCUGUAUCCACGGCAGCCGCCAAUGUAACCGCCAGUACGACUGCAGAGACUUGAGUGAUGAAAUAGGCUGUGUCAAUGUGAGCCAUUGCAAGGGUCCCACCAGGUUUAAGUGCCGUAGUGGGGAGUGCAUCAGCAUGGAGAAGGUGUGUGACAAGCAGCGUGACUGCAGGGACUGGUCAGAUGAGCCUCUCAGAGAGUGUGAUUCCAACGAGUGCCUGUACAACAAUGGCGGCUGCUCACACAUCUGCAAUGACCUGAAGUUCGGCUAUGAGUGCCAAUGCCCCACCGGCUACUACCUGACGGACAAGAAACGCUGUGAAGAUAUCGAUGAGUGUGCCAACCCAGACAUCUGCAGCCAGAUCUGUGUCAAUCAUAUGGGCAGCUACAAGUGCGAGUGUGAGGAGGGCUACCAGGUCGACCCAGCCACWAAAGCCUGCAAGGCCAUCGGCACUGUAGCCUAUCUGUUCUUCACCAAUCGCCAUGAGGUGAGGAAGAUGACACUGGACAAGAGUGAGUACACGCGUGUCAUCCCCCGCCUGAAGAAUGCAGUGGCUCUGGACAUGAACAUGGUUGCCAAGGAGAUUUACUGGUCUGACCUCUCCCAGAAGAAGAUCUACAGCACCUCAAUAGACUUGGCUGCAGACACAGCGCAACACAAAGUUGUGAUUGACAGCGACAUCGAAGCUCCGGAGGGCAUCGCCUUUGACUGGGUCCACGGCAACAUCUACUGGACCGACAGUAUCCGCAGCAGCAUCUCCGUGUCAACCGCCAACGGGAGCCGCCGCAAGACUCUCUUCCAGAAUGACCUGGCCAAGCCCCGCGCUAUUGUGGUCGACCCCCACAGCAAYUUCAUGUACUGGACUGACUGGGGAACUCCAGCCAAGAUUGAGAAGGGAGGUCUGAACGGAGGAGACCGUGCUGCUCUGGUCACAGACAACAUUGUGUGGCCCAAUGGAAUCACCCUUGACCUGCUGAACCAGCGGCUGUACUGGGUGGACUCCAAGCUGCACACCCUCUCCAGUAUCRACGUCCAGGGUGGUGGCCGAAGAACACUCAUUAUAGAUGAACACAGGCUAGCCCAUCCCCUAGGCAUCACUGUGUUUGAGGAAAGAGUGUUUUGGACAGAUGUCAGCAACAAUGCCAUUCUGAGUGCCAACCGUGUGACAGGCAGGGACAUCAAGCCUGUGGCAGAGCACCUGGUAUCCCCAGAGGACAUUGUGUUGUACCACAACCUCAAACAGCCAACUGGCAGGGACUGGUGCAAGGUGGCCAACGGAGGCUGUGAGUUCAUGUGUCURGCAGCCCCCCAGGUGGGCAUACAUUCCCCCAAGUACACCUGUGCAUGCCCUGACAACAUGCUGCUGGCCAAAGACAUGAGRAAAUGUGUACCAGCUGCACCAACACCUGCARCUCCAGUCAAGCCCAUUGUUCCCRCCYCCAACCCCCCACCGCCAGAUAGACCCAGGAUCCCCCAGGCCCAGACUACCACAAUGCCUCAAGUCACCACUCAGGACAUCCGCCAUGAAUUUGCUGCUAUACCCACAGCCCCUUCAACCCCUGCAGCUUUAUACAUCGCGCUGCCUAUAGCCAUUGUGUGUCUGGUGGCCUUUGGUGCAGUGCUGCUGUGGAGGAACUACAGGCUGAAGAACACUAACACCAUUCACUUUGAAAACCCAGUCUACCAGAAGACCACUGAAGACCAGGUGCACAUAUGCAGGAGCCACAGUCCAGACGGCUACUCCUACCCACCGAGACAGAUUGUGAGUCUUGAUGAUGAGGCUUGACCGUAGUGCUGCCGUUCCCUGCCAACACAAACGCUUUAAGAGGAGAAAGCAGAGGAGUAAGUGAGACAUUUUAUAUAAGCUACCUGGACAAUCUUAUUUUUUUACCUCACAACCUCAAAGACAUGAGAAGGCAGAGAAAGUGUCAUACCGCUGACCAAACCACUGUGUGCUCAAAGACAAAUGGAAUCUCUGGAAAGAAAAGCAGGAAAAGGAGGAAGAUUUCUCAUUCAUGUGUCUUUCUUGCCCAUUUGUGCACAAUCCAGAGCCAUAAGAGACCAUCAACUCAUCUCCACCAAGCUUGAGUUUUAUUGGCCCAUUCUACACCAUAGUAUUUUUCUCAGAGACKAUUUGUCUGAACUGUGAAAUGUCUUACAAAURSAAGACURUUYAGAAGUUGAACCMCAUUAUGAAAGAACAGUAAUGUAAUUGUAAUAUUUGAGUGUUUUGUGUUUGUGAAGAAGUGCCCUUGAUAUAUGAGGUGACUGCAACUUUAUUUAACACCACUUAGAAUUGAGAAAAAUCUCUCUUUCUUGUUACUAGAAUUCAGAA